Molecule: messenger RNA, 3993 nt
Organism: Clupea harengus (Atlantic herring)
Lineage: Eukaryota; Metazoa; Chordata; Actinopteri; Clupeiformes; Clupeidae
Gene: zfp36l1a
Product: ZFP36 like 1 zinc finger CCCH-type a
Molecular function (GO): metal ion binding; mRNA binding
Source: RefSeq, a predicted model, not a curated record
UGGACCUACGCAAGGGCAGAGGGGUUUUGUUUGGGUAGGUUAAGUACUCCAGAGGAAAGCCGUCUUGUGCAACAUUUUUUUAAAAAGCGUUUUAUUUAAUUUUCUUCGAAUCGAAGAUGACCACAGCAGUGGCUUCGCCUUUUGACUUCAGCGAAGUGAUGAACAAGAACAAAAUGCUGAACUUCAAGAACAACAUACUAACCGGCCCUCACGGGUUGUCAAUGCCCUUCUCCAGUACCAACAUGUCCAGCUCAACCCUGCUGGACAGGAAGGCGGUGGGCACCCCAUCAGCCGGGGCCAGCAUGUACCAGCGACGGCACUCGGUCACCCUACCCAGCAGCUCCAGACUCAACCACAACCAGUUUCUCAAUAUGACCAAGCCCUCUGACAUGUCCCUGCUGAAUGUUGGGUUAGUGGGGCACAGUAUGGGAAGCAGCAGCAGCAGCAGCAGCAUCAUCAUGAACAACAACAACAAUGGGAGCAACAAGGAGAACCGCCUUAGGGAGCGCUCCUUCUCAGAGACGGGUGAGCGCCUCUUGCACAAGGGCGGUGUUGGUCUGACCCUCGGUCCCCUCCCUCCGGCCACCUCCCCCACCAGUGAUGGCAACAGCCCCUGCACCCCGACCGGGCAGGUGAACUCCAGCCGUUACAAGACAGAGCUGUGCCGGCCCUUCGAGGAGAACGGCACCUGCAAGUAUGGCGACAAGUGCCAGUUUGCCCACGGCGGCCAUGAGCUGCGCAGCCUGAGUCGCCACCCCAAGUACAAGACGGAGUUGUGCCGCACCUUCCACACCAUUGGCUUCUGCCCGUAUGGCCCGCGCUGCCACUUCAUCCACAACGCCGAGGAGCGCCGGGGACCGCCGUCCGCUCCCAUGUCGCCCCUCUCUGCCUCCAACGGGAAGCUGGAUCGGCCACGGCUGCACCACAGCUUCAGCUUCGCCGGCUUCCCCAGCAUGGGCUGCGCCUCCUCCUCCUCAUCCUCCUCCUCUUCCUCCUCAGGCGGGUGCGUCGGCAGCUACCUGCGGGACGGCCCCACCUCCCGCACCCCUCCCCCCAUGUUCUCGCCAGAGGAGGAGCUGCCUGAGUGGCCCAGCACCAACCCGUUCACCUUUUCCAGCCAGGAGCUGACCAACAUCUUCUGCCCAUCUCUGAGCUUGCCCUCUGGGGACCCUGCGCCAACAGCCCCUGGGGCUGCGGUCCUGGGCAGCCAGGCCCCGCCAUCCCCCACGGGCAGCAUUGGGAACGCCGGGCCAUUACUCUUCAGGGCGAUGGCCGAGUCCCCGCAGCCCUUUGAGUUUCCGUCCAGCCAGCCAGACUCUCUGUCGGACCACGAGGGCUACCACAGCAGCUCGGGCAGUAGCAGCCUCAGCGGCUCCGAGUCACCCCUGCUGGACACCAGCCGCCGCCUGCCCAUCUUCAGCCGCCUUUCCGUCUCUGACGACUAGAUGACCGGUUGGGGAUAAAAAAAAUCUAUUAAAAAAACGUCAGCACUGCGCUGAUGGUGCCUGCACUGCACUGUGCAUCAUUGGAGAUGCACAGGGAGGCAACAAACAGACGCAUGAACACUUGAGAACACGAUCGCUCCCUGUGACCCUCUGCCUUUCUCCCCUCUCCCCAAGAAGCCCUUACAUGAGGUGUGGGUACAGGGGGGUAGACUGUGUACGUUUGUUUGUUGUUUUUUCUUCUUCCUUUUGUGUCAGGUUAGCCUCUUGGUCUUCAGGAAUUAAUAAAAUACAGUGAAGUAAGGGAACUGUUCUAUUUUUUUUCUCUCUCUUUUUUUCAAAGUUCUUUCUUUUUUUUUUUUUCUAUUUGAAUAAGAAAAAAAGGAAGCAAAAAAAUCAAGGAAUGAUUCUUCUGUCUAGAAGUGCCUAAUAUCUAGCACCCACCCCACCCCCAAGAUCUCAUCUCAUGCCUUAAUGCCUGUGCGCCCAUGUGCCAACAUUGCACAGGAAUACCACAGUAGGAUCAGGUGACAGAAGAUAAAGGGUGUUUUUGUUUGAAUGUUUUUUUUUUUUUUUGUAUCGUUCCGUUUCUUCCUAUUUUUAUUGUAAGACUGUGCGGUGGAAUGUAUUGUCAUGGAGGGCGGGCUGCUCUUCGUUGAUGAACCCACUCUCAUUGUCUCGUCUGUCACGAGCUCGCUUCCUGGACUUCCUAGAUGGACUUCCCACCGACCUGCCCGGACCAAACACAGCUGUUUCGGCUUGAGUUCAAGCUAAAAGGAAAAGUAGCUUCCCAAGUGCCUAGGCUGUUUGUGUAUGUGUGAGGAGGUGGAUGCACAGAUGGGGCCUGUAAGGACUACUGAUUUAGUCGUCCCCCCCACCCCCCUUGUUCUUCCUUGAUAUACACACAAGAACAAAGCUGGAGAUGGGAGUGUGUGUGCUCUGUUUUUCUUUUUCUUUUCUUUUUUUCCUUCCCCCUUACCCCUUGUGCAGUUGCUUCCCUCUCCUUCCUUCAGCAUGUCAAUCAGGAAAAAAGCGCAACAAACGAAAAUGAGAGUAUCAAGUUUUCCCUCCUCCCCCCAAAACCCAGCCCCUUUGAAUAAGCUGCCAACUGUGGGGGGAAUUCCAACAUUCCCAUGAUCCUUCAGUGUAUCCUGCAAUUGAAACCCUGUGUUACGCAAACAUCUGCUCCUCUCCCCUUUAUCUCCUCACAUUCUUCAUCUGUACACUUUGAUUUCAUUUUUUAUUACUUAUUACAAUUGUUAUUGUUUGGAACCCUUCUCAACUGAAGGUUUUGCUUGUCACUGCUUAUUUAACUUAUCGAAACAUAUUUAUUGGUGAUCAUAUGCAUAUUUUUUUUUUUUUUUUUUUUUUUGUUAAUUGUUUGUAUUUAUCUUGUUAAUGAAACGAUAGAAUAUAUAUUUUCUUUUAUGUUAAAUUAUGAUCUUCGGUAUUAAUCUAAAGAUUGUGAAGACUUGUUAACUUCCUUUUUUCACAGUUUAAUAUAUUGUACUACAAUGACUUGUUUGCAACUACACUUUGAUAAAAUGAAACUUAAUUUAAAUCAAAAAAAGUAUGCAUUUUUGCAUUUUGAUUAUUUAUUAAAACGUAUUUCCCGAAUAUUGGACUGCAUUCAGCAAAAAUCCUGAGUAUUCAUUCCUGUGCAAAGGUAUUUUUUACUUAAUUUUAUCAAACAGGUUUACUUCACAAUUCCCCAUGCCUUCUCAAAUAGCCCUUCAUCACCAGGUCAAGUAUAGAACAGAUUUAGUCUCGGUCUACAGAAUACACACACACACUGUUGCAUGCAUUAUUGCAGGUAUGUGGGUCAGUAGCCAUGUGGUGUCUCAGUAAUGGGGAGGAGUCGGACCUCGUUCAGCCCCCCCUUUCUUUGCUGACCUCAUUAGGACAAACGGCCACUCGCUUUUGCCAAUUAACUUCAAACACUCUCACUUCAGUCAGUUCUGGGCAUGACCACGUGCCAACCGUAGCAGAGCCGCAGUAAUCCAGUAUGACUUCUUCAUACAGCACUCUGGGAAAGGAGGACAUGUGUCAUGUAGCAUUUGCUUGUGUGAACCGUUAUGUUUGUUUUAAAAACAAAAACAUACAAACAGUUGACCAGGGUGUGUGGUGGGUAUUUUUUUUUUUUUGGUUAAUUGUCAGAUGUGCAUACAGAGAGAUGUUAAGUGUUGGCAUGAGAAACGACAGACUCCGCCCUGAUUUGGUUGAAGAUUGCGUCUGGAUGUCUGGACGUUUCAAUGCUGUCUCUUGACGUUUAAGUGCCUGUUUGAUGCAUUCCACCGAGGUAAAUGUAAAAAGGUCAAAAGGCUUGCUUUGGGAAGGAAAUUCUCCAGAAUGCCUGUUUUAUUAUUAUUUUCCUCAUAGCUGGGUAGGAGUUAACACAGUUGAUGCCAAGAAAGUACCUAAGCUGUUGAAUGUAUCAUUUUAUUUUUAUUUUCCAGCAGUUGCUGUUCACUACAAUACUUCCAUGUGAUUGAUCUCCUUUGUAAUGACUGAUUACAGUUUGAACCAAUAAACCCCAUGUUUUGGAGAUUGA